UUGUUAUACACAUAAACCAAUAAUCAAAUUCUUAACCAAAUGUCCAAAGAGUCAGUAUUAUUACUUGUGUCAUAUUUUUGGUCACCAAAUUUUUAUUUUUAAAAUUGAGUCACAUUCAUAUUUCCUGUAUUUAAAAAGUAUCACACUUUUAUUUUAUUUUUUAAUAUGUUAUACUUACAAAUGAGACUAUAUAUAUAAUAUUAGUAUAGGUAUUCUACUUCUUGGAAAUUUAGGUGAAGGGCACAAAACAAAUGAAGCAUUUUUUUAUCUUACAUAACCAAAACUAAAACCAUAUUAUUAUAUAAAAUUAGAUAACACAAACCAAUUAGCAACCUAAAAUUUAACCACCUCUAAUCCCCCUUAAUUAAUAUAAAAUUACUCAUCAAAUAAUCACUCAAGCAAGCAUUCAUUUUUUGUGACAAAUUAAAUAACCAUAUGGAGGGAACUUUACAUGUCUUAAAAAUGAGACAAGUUAUGAACCUCACAAUAAUUUCUUCCUUAAGAGAUAGAUUCAACAUGGGAGGAUUGGUGAUAUUGAUAUGCAUGGUUGUUUCAUGGAUAUUGAUACAUAGAUGGAGUCAAAGGAACAAAAAAGGCCCCAAAACUUGGCCUUUUCUUGGAGCUGCCAUUGAACAAUUGAUGAACUAUGAUAGAAUGCAUGAUUGGCUUGUUCAAUAUUUUUCCAAGUCCAAAACUAUUGUGGUCCCUAUGCCUUUCACAACUUAUACAUAUAUUGCUGAUCCUGUUAAUGUGGAACAUGUACUUAAGACCAACUUCAAUAAUUAUCCAAAGGGUGAAGUGUACCAUUCAUACAUGGAAGUUUUACUUGGUCAUGGAAUAUUCAAUGUAGAUGGAGAGCUUUGGAAGAAACAAAGGAAAACUGCAAGCUUAGAAUUUGCAUCUAGAAAUUUAAGGGAUUUCAGCACCAAAGUUUUCAAGGAGUAUGCUUUAAAACUCUCAUCCAUUCUAUGCCAAGCAUCUUUCCUCAACCAACAAAUAGACAUGCAGGAGUUGUUGAUGAGAAUGACAUUAGACUCCAUAUGCAAAGUUGGUUUUGGAGUUGAAAUUGGAACUUUGAAUCCAAACUCACCCAACAAUUCUUUUGCUCAAGCUUUUGAUACUGCAAAUAUCAUUGUAACACUUAGGUUCAUUGAUCCUUUAUGGAAAAUUAAGAAAAUUCUAAAUUUAGGCUCAGAAGCACAACUUGACAAGAGCAUCAAAAUCAUUGAUGAUUUCACUUAUUCAGUUAUAAGAAGAAGGAAGGCAGAGAUUGAGGAUGCUAAAAAGAAUGGCCAACAAAAUCAGAUAAAAAAUGAUAUAUUAUCAAGAUUCAUAGAAUUGGGAGGAAACAAUGCAAGUGAAAAAAGUUUGAGAGAUGUUGUUUUGAACUUUGUGAUCGCCGGUCGCGACACGACUGCAACAACUCUAUCAUGGGCUAUAUAUAUGGUGAUGACACAUUGUCAUGUUGCUGAAAAACUUUACUUUGAGCUCAAAACUUUUGAGGAGAAUCAAGCAAAGGAAGAAAAUGUUACAUUGUCUCAAUGUGACAAAGAUGAGCCAGGAUUGUUCAAAGAAAGAGUAGAGCAAUUUUCAAAGUUAUUGAAUAAAGAUUCAUUGGAGAGGCUUCACUAUUUGCAUGCUGUCAUAACUGAGACACUGAGAUUGUAUCCAGCUGUUCCUCAGGAUCCAAAGGGUGUGAUGGAGGAUGAUGUGUUGCCAGAUGGUACAAAAAUAAAAGCAGGAGGCAUGGUAACUUAUGUUCCAUAUUCAAUGGGAAGGAUGGAAUAUAAUUGGGGCCCUGAUGCAGCUUUAUUUAAACCUGAAAGAUGGUUCAAGGAUGGUGUUCUUCAAAAUGAAUCUCCAUUCAAAUUCACAGCUUUUCAGGCAGGGCCAAGGAUAUGUCUUGGUAAGGACUCUGCAUAUCUUCAAAUGAGGAUGGUGUUGGCCAUUUUGUGCAGAUUUUACAAAUUCAAUUUGGUGGCUGGUCAUCCAGUGAAAUAUAGAAUGAUGACUAUUUUAUCAAUGGCACAUGGUUUGAAACUUACCAUAGAGAAACGUUCUUGAUAUGCUUCCAUAAAUACAUUAUGAUGAUGAUAUGUUACAUAAGCAUUGUGAUCACAUGUUGAUGAGGAAGAAUAAAUUAUAAUAUGUAUGAAUAGUACAAAAAAUUAUAAUACGUAUGAAUAGUACAAAAAAUUAUAUACAAAUAGAAAAAUUCUUUGACUAAUUUCAUAUUUUCCUUUCACAAUGAUCACUCUUAUAAGAAUUAUUAAACCUAUUAGACCA
Messenger RNA from Cicer arietinum (chickpea), 2286 nucleotides. RefSeq names its product cytochrome P450 704B1. Gene Ontology annotation, molecular function: heme binding; oxidoreductase activity, acting on paired donors, with incorporation or reduction of molecular oxygen; monooxygenase activity. The record is from RefSeq and is a predicted model, not a curated record. Lineage: Eukaryota; Viridiplantae; Streptophyta; Magnoliopsida; Fabales; Fabaceae.